Molecule: messenger RNA, 3210 nt
Organism: Erigeron canadensis
Lineage: Eukaryota; Viridiplantae; Streptophyta; Magnoliopsida; Asterales; Asteraceae
Product: WAS/WASL-interacting protein family member 2-like
Exons: 3
Coding region: 399-2558 (719 amino acids)
Source: RefSeq, a predicted model, not a curated record
UAUAUAUUUAUUUAUGAUUUUUGCUAAAAAGCUUUGAUCUUUGUUUUUUGAUUAACUUUUUGGGAGGUGAUCACAUCACAGCUGGAUUUAUAAGGUUUUAUUUUGGAGAUUUUUUUAGCAAAUUUAGUUAAUUUAAAAAAUAUAUAAAAAAAAUUCUGCAUUUUUGUGCCUUUGAAGGUAAACUUAAGCUUGGUUUUGCAGUUUGAAACUGCGGGUUGGUUUUAUUGAUGGAUGAGGAACAUUGAGUACUGGAAAUGAGUGCAAGGACAUGGUUAAUGGACAGGAAAAUAGCUGCGGGUUCCUCUUUUCCACGUUGGGACGGUUAUGGUUUUUGAGAGUAGUAGAAAAGCUUUUGUUUGCUGAUAUAUUUGGUAGUUAUUGUCUGCGGACUUUGUGCAAUGUCUCGGUGCUUUCCAUUUCCACCACCGGGAUAUGAAAAGAAACCCAUAACAGACGAAAUUGACUUAUUGAAGAAGGAAAAACGCAAAGAGAAGAAGCAUAAGAAGGAUAAGAAAGAAAAAGAUAAAAAAGACAAAAAAGAACGAGAAAAAGAUCGAAGCGAAGGAAGACAUAAAGACAAAAAAGAUAAACACCGGGACAAGAAGAAAGAUAAGGAGAAGAGUAGAACCAAUACUCCGGAUAAUAAAAGUUAUGGACAAUUUGAGGGGUAUAAUGGAGAAAAGGUUCAUCAUAACGGUGAACAAAUCAAAGAAAAAAGCAAUUCUACCGAUGUCAAAAGAUUGUCUAUACCAUAUCCUGACCAAAAUGGAGACCUGGUCAGGAACAGGUUCAAGGUUGAGGAUGUUGAGAAUUCCAAACUUGUGCAAGAAUUGAGGAGGAGGAUUCGGGAUGAGGAAAGCGGAAUGGGUAGCCACCAAUCUGUUGUUGAUGGUAGAAAAAAUAGCUUUAACAGGACUGAUAUUGAAAAGAUGGAUGGGCGACAACCAGUCAUGGAUAGCCGGCAGCCAGUCAUGGAUGUGGCGGGAUUUGGCAGAAAUGUGGUGGUCCCGGAUAGGAUUAAUGGUGCAACACCACCGCCUUUCGACAAGAAGAUUGACCGAAGGGUAGAGCAGAGAGAGAAAAUGCAAGAAAAAGGAAAUGAUGAUAAACGAGGAGAUAAGCGGAAGAACAAAGAUCGUGAUAAACAUGGGAAGGAGAAAAGUAUGGAAAAGGAGAAAAAGGAAGAGAAACUGAAGGAAAAAAGCGAACAGAAGAAAAUCGAGAGGGACAAGAAGAAACAUUUUAAGAACAGUGAAGCAGUUGCUAGUCCUAAUAAUCUUUCAACACAUUUGUUGGACAAUAGGUUACAAGGUGCUAGUAAUGAAGGAAACUUAAGGAAAAGGAAAGACAUGGAGACAAAUGGUGUUCUUCAUGAGAAUGUACUCAGGCCAAACAAGAUGGCCCGACCCAUCUCUAAUAUUCCCCCGGAAAACGGAAGGAAGCUAGAUUUUCUCCAAAACCCGGGCUCAAGUGUGUUGUUAGAUAAGCAAGGGGCAUCUCAAGGAUUAUCAUUGAGUAGUUUUAAUGUCGGUAGUAAGGAUGGACUGGGUGGUCAAAGAGUCAAUGACAUGAUAGCUUCACAACCCGGUUCGGUCUCUGCUAAAAAGCCACCAGUUUCUGCUUUUAAUCACAUUACAUCUAAGCCCGCCCCAAUACAUUCACCACCUGUAAUUACAAAUCAUGUAGCAUUCCAGUCUUCGCCUGCCCGUGCAACAAAGACACAACCCAAUCACAUAGUAGUCCAGUCUUCUCCUAUCCGUGCAACAAAGCCACAACCUUACCACGUUGCGGCCCAGUCUUCCCCCCAUUCAACAAAGUCACAAUCCUACCACAUUGCAGCCCAGUCUUCCCCUGUCCAUUCAACAAAGUCACAAUCCAACCACAUUGCAGCCCAGUCUUCCCCUGCCCGUUCAACAAAGUCACAAUCCAACCACAUUGCAGCCCAGUCUUCCCCUGCCCGUUCAACAAAGUCACAAUCCAACCACAUUGCAGCCCAGUCUUCCCCUGCCCGUUCAACAAAGUCACAACCCAACCAUAUUGCAGUCCAGUCUUCUCCUGCCCGUUCAACAAAGUCACAACCCAACCACAUCGCAGCCCAGUCUUCUCCUUCCCGUUCAACAAAGUCACAAUCCAACUACAUUGUGGCCCAGCUGCCCACAUCCAAACCACUGCCUUCAAUUCCUAAUCCUAUUGCCAACCAUCACCUAUUACCGCCCCUCUCAUCACCACCACCACCAACUACAACCGCUAAACAACCCAUUUUCCAAUCUAAACCACCACCCUCUGUAGUUAACAAUCUUGCAGUACCACCUCCAAUGCCUAUUCCCCAAAAGAAACCACCUCACCCUGAUACUAAGUACUUGAACCAAGUACUCUCGGUCCCGAAAUUAGAUCCGUGGUGUGCUUUUGAUGACCAAGAAUGGCUCUAUAACAGCAAAACCGGCCGACCCGUUUCCGAGAAACCGACAACAGAAGAGCUCCAGGUCCAGGUAUGGUCCGAAGCUAAGCACAUAGAAUCUGUUGAUGUUUGUGCUUUGCCGUAUGUUAUUCCCUACUAAUUGAUUUUUGAUGAGCACAAUUAUGAUUUGGGAUCGAGCUCUUGAGAUGGUUUAGCGGCUUUCUAGUCACAUUUUUCCUAAUGUUCACGAGGCUGCCACAUGAUUUUGUGGUCUCUUGAUGAUAUUACGAGUCGGAGUUGAUCGGAUUUGAAGAAAUUAUAUGCACCCGAGUGAGAGAUAGCAAUUUUAUUUCAUGAAAAUGGAAUAUUUUCUUGAGGGGUUCAAGUAAAAAUGGUCCGAGGAAGACGCAUUGGUGGCUUCUGCAAUGUUUAUUGAUAUUUGCUCAAUGCUGAGAUGCUCUUUGCUGCUAACAUGAGUGUAAAAGGAAUUUGGUUUUGUGGUGUGUUACAAGUCACCACAAUUUUUGAUUUUGUAAUAUAGAACUAUUUACAUGAAAUGUAAGAUAGGUAGGGGUAAUAUGGGGAUAUGAAAGAAAAUAGAGGUUGCUGAAAUCCAUUUUGACACUGAUUGCUUAUAUCUAUAUGACCCCUUUUGAUUGGACUGUCAUGGUUUCCCCAUUACCAGAGUCAACCGUUAGUAACAGGUUGUGAUUUGUGUAUGUAUAAAAGUCAACCAUUUAGUGAAAUUGGAUAUAUUUGUGUUAAUUGAAGGAAUUUAUGAUACUAGAAUUGUUACCAAUUGAUGUUUUGUA